Messenger RNA from Xenopus tropicalis (tropical clawed frog), 2655 nucleotides. RefSeq names its product keratin 78, gene 1 (gene krt78). The transcript is spliced from 9 exons. Gene Ontology annotation, cellular component: intermediate filament; keratin filament. The record is from RefSeq and is a predicted model, not a curated record. Gene Ontology annotation, molecular function: structural molecule activity. Lineage: Eukaryota; Metazoa; Chordata; Amphibia; Anura; Pipidae. Bases 344 to 1825 code for a protein of 493 amino acids.
CAAUGAUAGGACCAUAGCUCCUCCCCUCUUGGCGUAUGUGGAACCUGUUUGUCAAUUGUUAGUCUGAUUUCCAAAGAAAAUGAAGGUAUUUCUACAAUGUAAAACGAAAUGCCUUAGAGCAAGCAACAUAUUUUCUGUAAAUAUGCAUAUUUAAAGCUGAAAGCACAAAUGGCUUCAAGGUGCAGCAGAGGAGUGAAUGUAAAGCGAUUGCUGAGAACACAGUAACCAAGCCCAGCAGAUCUGAAAGAUAAAAGCUCAUCUCUCUCAUUCAUUUAUAGUGCUUCCACCAUAGAAUUGCUCUGAUUUUCUUGUCUCUUUGCAACAGUAAAAGUCUGUUGAAAUAAUGAGCUGGAGUUUGCACCAACGUGUGACCACUUCCACAGGUUCUGGGAAAGGAUUCAGUGGCCUUUCCUUAGGAGGUGGUAGCAGAAUGGGGAUAAACUCGGCUUCUGCCAGCAGUCGACUUUCCAAUAGCUCUGCCAGAUUUGGAAGUAGGAGUCUCAUCUUGAGUGGCAGCAGAAAGGUAUCCUCUGUAGCAAGCAGUGGCAGGUUUGGAGCUGGAUAUGGUGCCAUAUCUGCUGCUGGGGCUGGAGGAUUUGGUGGCCCUGGGUCCUUCUCAGGUAUCCAACAAGUAAAUAUCAAUCAAAGCCUUCUGGCUCCACUCAAUUUGGAAAUUGACCCAAGCAUUUCAGUCGUUAGGAAAGAAGAGAGAGAGAAGAUAAAGCUUCUGAAUAAUAAAUUUGCAUCUUUCAUUGAUAAGGUCCGAUUCCUUGAACAGCAGAAUAAAGUUCUUGAGACUAAAUGGAGCCUCUUACAGAAACAGCAAGUUUCAAAAUCUAGGAGCUCUGAGAUUGAAUCCAUCUUUAAUACUCUUAUUACCAGUCUGAGAAGCCAACUGGACAGUUUGGUGAAAGACAAGGGCCUCCUUGGUGGAGAACUGCAGGUUAUGAAGGAUCAUGCUGAGAACUUUAAGAACAAGUUUGAGUUAGAAUUCAAAAAGAGAACUGCAGACGAGAACGAUUUUGUGUCACUUAAAAAGGAUGUAGAUGCCACUUACCUGAUUCAAGUGCAGUUGGAGACCAAACAGAAAGCAUUAGAUGAUGAACUCGCAUUCCUGAGAAAUCUCUAUAAAGAGGAACUUGAUGGGAUCAAACAGCAAACAGCUGGUACCUCAGUAGUCCUCUCUAUGGACAACAGUCGUAUGUUGGACCUAGGAGACAUUAUUGCUGAUGUUAAGGCGCAGUAUGAGGACACUACCAGGAGGAGCAAAGAGGAAGCAGAAGCUGCAUAUCAGAGCAAGUACCAGCAGUUGCAGCUCGCUGCAGGCCAACAAGGAGAAGAUCUGAAAAGCAGCAAGAAAGAGAUAUCAGAAGUUAACAGAUCCGUUCAGAAACUAAGGAAUGAAAUAGAGAGUGUGAAGAAGCAGAUUGCCAGUUUGCAGGUUUCUAUUCAAGACUCUGAAAGACGGGGUGACAUUGCUUUGAGAGAUGCCCAGGAAAAGCUGGUUAACCUUGAAAGGGCUCUGCAGAAGGCCAAGCAGGAAAUGGCCCAGCAGCUCAGGGAAUAUCAAACACUAUUGAAUGUGAAACUGGCCCUCGAUGUUGAAAUUGCCACUUAUCGAAAACUUCUGGAAGGAGAGGAAAGCAGGAUAACUGGCCAAGUCUCCGAUGCAGUUACUGUCUCUUUUGUAAGUGGCGCCAAGUCUUCAUUUGAUGCAACCAAAAGAUCUGCAGGUAUUGACACUGGCGUGAAAAGAAGAGGAAGUUCCGGAGUGAAAAUAAUCUCUAAGACAGAAAGCAGCAGCCUUGUUUCACUCUAUCAGUAAUUGGAAAAUGUAUACUUAGCUUGGUGCCAAAAGUAAUGAAUGUAACUUGUAGUCUGACAGUGGCCAGAGCAGCCUUCAGAAAUCAUGGUUUCCCAGUACGGCAUCAUGGCUACAUCGCCAACCACUUCACAUUACGGCCAAACAUUUCAAAUUCCACCCAUAUUUUGCAUUUGUACCUGGGGCCCUGAUGUGCUCUGCACCUCAAUAUGAAUUAAAAAUCCAACACAAGAAAGUGUUGAACUAGCAAGUGCAGCACUAGUAGUAGCAUGUAGCCAUGUCUCUACUGCCUGCCAUGGGGUUCCUCAGCAUCCUGCACCCACUAGCACCCCUACUGUGCAUGUCUAGGGCCAAAUGAUCGAAUUAGCCUAAUAUCACCCAACUUUAGGUGGGCAUAUCGGGAGAAGAUCUGCUGGUGACCUCGCCAAACAAGAGAACCUUCCUAUGUAUGGCCACCUUAAGUUUUUGCCAGUGGGCCAAGUUCUUGAACUUUGCAGCCAGCCCUGCCCUUCAUAACUGAGGUCCCUUCUUUUUAAGCAUCACUGUAACUUCUCCAUCUUUUCUGAGUGCUCUGCAACUGCUCUGGUCGAGCCAGAAUGCUUUAUGCGACUUAAUAAAGCACCAAAGUAUUUUUUCAACAUAUUUAAAAGUAUUUUAAUGGGGGUUUAUAAUUUUUAUAUGGAUCUGUGGCAUGUCUUUCAUUAGCCUAACUUUUCCUAUAAGGUAUUUACUAACUAUUGCUGAAUCAGAAGAUAUUCCUGUAUUAUAAAUAAAAUGUAUUUUAUUCUUUAUAGAGAAUCUGUGUACCCUAUAGAAUAAAUGUUUUGACUCUA